CUUUCCGAUUGCGUAUUCGUUUCUCUGACUGGACCUAAUGUGCACUGCGAUGUGUCGUCGACUUGCUUGGAGAAAAACUGUCAAAUGAAUUUGGCCGUUAAAACCGUGUAGUGCAGCGUUUCCCCGGAUCAAGCGGAUGAGUCUCCGGCCAUGACUCGUCCCAGGUAUCCCAGUUUGGGCACGGCGCUGAUAUUUCUGUCGGUUGCACAGCUCAGCACAGGGCUGAGGUGUGUGUGCCAGCUGUGCGCCAAUAACACCUGUGAGACUGGGCCGGACGGGGCCUGCUGGAACUCCGUCAUGCUGAUCGAGGGAAAGGAGGAGGUGGUCAAGUCCUGUCUGUCCCCCUCCGAGAUGAAGGGUCAGUUAUUCUGCUACAGCUCCUGGAACGUGUCCAAGAGGAACUGCUGCUUCACCGACUUCUGCAACAACGAGACGCUGCACCUGAACCCAGAGAGGCCUGCGGGAGAGGCCAGUUGGGGUCGUCUGGAGCUGGCUGCGGUGAUCCUGGUGCCUUCAUCCCUGCUGUGUGUGGGCAUCAUGCUAGGUGUCUGCACCGCUCAUGGCCAACGCUGCAUCUACAGCAAGGCCCGCAAAUGUGAUGCAGAGGAGCCCCUGGAAGACCAGACUCUCAUGUCCCCCGACAAGCGUCUGAAGGACCUCAUCUUCGACAUGAGCACCUCCGGGUCUGGAUCCGGGCUCCCUCUGCUGGUCCAGAGGACCAUCGCCCGGACCAUCGUGCUGCAGGAGAUCAUUGGGAAGGGUCGAUUCGGGGAGGUGUGGAGGGGGAGGUGGCGGGGGGAGGACGUGGCGGUGAAGAUCUUCUCGUCGCGGGACGAGAGGUCCUGGUUCCGAGAGGCAGAGAUCUAUCAGACCAUCAUGCUGAGGCAUGAGAACAUUCUGGGCUUCAUCGCUGCCGACAACAAAGAUAACGGCUCCUGGACUCAGCUGUGGCUGGUGUCAGAAUACCACGAGCAUGGGUCCCUGUUUGACUACCUGAACAGAUACUCUGUGUCCGUGGAUGGGAUGGUCGUCAUGGCUCUCUCUAUUGCUAGUGGAUUGGCCCAUCUCCACAUGGAGAUCAUUGGCACUCAGGGAAAGCCUGCGAUUGCUCACAGAGAUUUGAAGUCCAAGAACAUCCUAGUAAAGAAGAACGCUACAGCUGUCAUUGCUGAUCUGGGAUUGGCUGUGAAACAUGAGUCCAUCACCAACACCAUCGACAUACCGGCCAAUUACAGAGUGGGAACAAAGAGGUACAUGGCCCCAGAAAUCCUGGAUGACACACUCAAUAUGAACAGCUUUGAGUCAUUCAAGCGGGCAGACAUCUACUCCUUGGGCCUGGUAUUUUGGGAACUAGCGCAAAGAUGUUCUGUGAGAGGGACGUGUGAAGACUACCAGCUGCCUUACUAUGACAUGGUGCCUUCAGACCCUUCUGUGGACGACAUGAGGAAGGUCAUCUGUGACCAGAAACUGAGACCCAACAUUCCCAACCAGUGGCAAAGUUGUGAGGCGCUGAGGGUGAUGGGUAAAAUCAUGCGCGAGUGCUGGUACGCCGCUCCUGCCGCUCGUCUCACGGCACUGCGGGUCAAGAAAACCGUCUCUCAGGUGACCGUCAUUAAAGACGUCAAAGACUAGCUGGCCCCUCAGGACCGGGUCACCCAACCCGACCACCACGACUGGGGGGGCAAACACUCAGCCAUAAAGUUGAACUGUCUUGAAGGAAAAUGGAUGCUGAGGUCUCCAUUAUGGACUGGGAGACCUGUUAGAUGAUGGACAAUUAAAGUGUACAGAUUCCAAGCUACCUCAAAUGUAUUUAAGUGGCCAAAGCUUGAAGUUGUAUGUACAGUGAAGCUGCUUUUUGCUGCCGGUGCGAUGCAGGCCAAUGCGUGUAAUGAUUGUAAUGGAUAAUGUUACUGAGUAACACUCACACAGCUCUGCCUGAAUGUAAAGGACAUGCUGUAAGCCCUCUACCCAUCCAGCCAGACCUGGCUCAAAUGCAUAAUUGUUUUGAAUUCAAAUACUUUUCUGAGCUCGUCUGGUGUAUUGGAACCAAGGAAAUACUCUCAAAAAGUGCAAACCCCACCUUCUGGCUUUCUUGGUGGGCUGAGUUGCACCAGGAAAGAUCAAUCAAGCACAGAAAGGUAUUUGAAUCCAAAAUAAUUACGUAUUUGACCCAAGUCUGCCGUCUACACGAGUAUAGCUUCUGCAGGUGGACCAGACCCACUGCCCAAGCACCACAUGUGGUGUGGGAUAUGACCUGUUAUUGUUGCCAUGGAGUAGCUGCACAUUUUCUCCUGGUUAAUAAGAGAUUUUGCCAUUUUGUCCCAUGCGUGUGGUAAUUUGCUAUAUUUAUAGAUUCCACCCCACUUCAAACACCACCAGUAGCAAUGUUAAUUAGCCUGGUCCUUUUUCCUCAUCUGCAAAGUGAUGUUCGGUUACAGAUAAAAUAUUUGAUAUCAAUCCAAGGGGAUAUUUUUGGGCAUAUUCCAUUUAGAUUUCAAAUGAAUGUUUCCUUCCACAGUACUCCACAGUGCAUAAUUUCCUAUAGCAAUGUGCACUCAUGUUACUCAUGUUGGAGGAGUAACAUUAUGUUAGUACACUCCAAAUUACAUUUUUGCAUUAUUCUAAAAUUGUGAAUAUGUAAACCUUGAAUGUGGUUGCAAGAGAAAUAUUCAGUCCGACCCAGGCCUUUAAUCAAAUGCUGCAGUAGAACCUACACAAUGCCAAUGUAAUGUCUGAUGUGUCAAUAGCACAAAUGUAUAUCUACUUUGACUUAUAUUUUGUACAUAGUUUUUUGUUUUUGUUGCUUCUUGUUGCACUAUUCUGUAGCGUUAUGCUACUUGAAGGACUAUACAUUUUAUUUUCCUGCAUACUGUAUUUCUGUACAUAUUAUUGAAAGCAAUUUGAAAUAAUUUCAACAUUUAUUUUUGUAAAAUACAUUUGCUCCAUUGAAUGUGAAGUACAUAUACAGUAUAUUGAAAAACUGAUGGUAAGUAUGUCCUACCAAAUGAUUGAUCAGUUAGAUCAUGCCAUGUUCCUGCUGCUUGUGUCUAAGAAAAGAACUGGCUGAUGUGAAUCUUUAAUACCAUAGUUUUAUUCCCCAGUUUGUCCCUUAAAGCAUCUGCCCCAACGGGAUGUGCUGAUUAAAAACUAAGUGGCCUUCAUAAAAGGGAGUUGAACCAACAUGCAAAGUCACAUGGUAUGAUAGCCAUAUUGGUUAUAACCGUGAGGUUUAUGCAUGAAUGAAAAGUGCUCUAAACUUGAGUAGUUUCUGCUCCUGAAUUGGAGUAUGGUCCGUUUUCAUUUUACAAACCGACACCGAUUUUUUUAAACUCAACCAAGUCUGGAUUAAGUUAAUUUGAAAAGCAUAGUCUAUGUCAAAGGUUCUUUGACAUGAAAUAGAAUGUGCAUCAUAUGCUAAAUGACCAAUUGGUGACAUGUCCAUGGUGUAUUCCUGCCUCUUGCCCAAUGCAUGCUGGGAUCCAAUGUUCCCCAAACUAAAUUCACGUGGUGUUUUUCAGUGUGUAAAAUAAUAUGUGAAUCACAUACCAGCUGCUGGUUGUUGCUGGUUCUGAAAAAAAAAAAGCACCGCUUAAGCAUUCUGUCUGAGUGUUGGUCAUAUUCUAUGUUUCGAGUUUAAUGGAAUGUACAAUACUACAGUACAGCGUCUCAGUAUUUGUUAUAUGAUAUCUAAAUUCCUAUUUUGAGUGUAAAUGACACAAUGUGCUGAAAGUGGUCAAAGUUACUAUAUGGCUUUGCAGCCUGUAAUAUGUAGCACUGGCUUAUUUGUGAAACAUUUUCUGUGAAGGUGCAAAUGUAACUUUUUAAAAUUCAAGUUGUUGCCUACUGUGAAAACAAAAUGUGACGAUUAGAGAUAGCAGGGGUGGCCAGCCUUGGUCUUGGAGAGCAGGUUUCGGUUUUCCGUUUUAGACGUGAGAAAAGGGAGGAAAUUAGCUAAUUGUACAGUAUGUCGUACUGUUUAAGCAAAUAACACAAUAAUGUGCUGAAUAUCAACCAAAACCAACAGACCCUGUGGUUCUGCAGGACCAGUGGUGACCACUUCUGAUAGAGGAUUUUAUAGUGAGUGUGGAGUAGCGUUACUGAGGUUGAGUAACAUGGCCGUUUGCACAGACUUCUCAGUAUUUCCACAUUUUUGUUGUCAAGACUUUGUGAACUCGGUAGCUGGGCUGUGAACUUCUCUGAUUGCAUCAUAAUGUCUCCAUUCAGUCAGCUCCUUCACGUGCUAGGGAUACAGGGGUACAGGGAUACAGGGGUACUGUUACUGAAUAUCGUUGCUGUUGACACAGCACUUAUUUUCCUGCUUUUCAAAGUUACUCAUUCCAAAGAGGAAACGUUGGGAAAUGUUUUACUGUGAUUGUAAAUCCGAUCAUGUUGUGUAAGACAGGAUUUAAAGUUUUGGCAAUACUGUAAAAUUUGAUGACUUCCUUGGUUUUCCACUGAACUUUUCAUUAUAUAUAAGUGCCCUGAGUUUGUGAGAAGGAAAAUCUUUUGGAACCACUUUACUCUGGGAGUAAUGUGGAGCCAAUGUUCUUUUGAAUCACUACAGAAGAAUAGCCUUUAAAUUGCAUGAUAUUGUGAUGUAUGAAAAACAUUUUUUGGAGCUCAAAAAUGUGUAUUUGAGGAAAACAAUGGGACUUCAAUAGAUUAUCAUAUUGCGAUUUGUGAUAUUUCCUCCUUUGCUUGACUGGAGUACUCAACUCAAUUUCAAAUACAAAUUAUAAUUCCACCUCCUGUUAUUCAGCUUACUACAAAAAUAUAAGGGCAUGUUGGCUGUUCUGUGCUGACCACUUGACCUCUUUCUCUGUCCGUGAUUAUCUAAGUUAUCCCUAUUUUCAGAUUUUUAAUACUUUUUUGGAACCAACACAAUCAUGGUCAGCCCAAUGCCGACCUGAAAUCAGAGGAGAGAUGAGCGCAUGCUCUUAAAUUCAUUAUAAACGUUUACUGAUGGUAGUGAAUAUUCAUUUUAGUGAACAUGUAUGGGGCCAGCUUUAUGUCCAUAUAACACCAUAUUACCAUCAUUCUGCUAUGCUUUAUGUCAUGUAAAAUUCAUUGUAAAAAUAUAUGUGCACAGUGUAUGAAAUAAACUAUUUUUUAUUGA
Conger conger (European conger) is the source of this 5116-nucleotide messenger RNA. RefSeq names its product activin receptor type-1C. The transcript has 9 exons. The record is from RefSeq and is a predicted model, not a curated record. Bases 151 to 1632 code for a protein of 493 amino acids. Gene Ontology annotation, molecular function: ATP binding; activin receptor activity, type I. Lineage: Eukaryota; Metazoa; Chordata; Actinopteri; Anguilliformes; Congridae. Gene Ontology annotation, biological process: nervous system development; cellular response to growth factor stimulus; activin receptor signaling pathway. Gene Ontology annotation, cellular component: activin receptor complex; plasma membrane.